Molecule: messenger RNA, 2781 nt
Organism: Condylura cristata (star-nosed mole)
Lineage: Eukaryota; Metazoa; Chordata; Mammalia; Eulipotyphla; Talpidae
Gene: USP20
Product: ubiquitin specific peptidase 20
Exons: 23
Coding region: 382-2781 (799 amino acids)
Biological process (GO): protein deubiquitination
Molecular function (GO): zinc ion binding; cysteine-type deubiquitinase activity
Source: RefSeq, a predicted model, not a curated record
UCCGGGCCGCCGCAGGCUGCUUCAGGGGGCCUGGCCGCUCGGAGCCAAAGCGCCAGCUCUGCUUCAGGCCAACGGGGCCCUGGCCCUGCCGGGUGCGCAGGACUCCGCGGCCAGGUUGUGUCGUCCCAUGGAUAAGAGCAACACGGUCAUGGAGCCCCCUCCCUCUACCCCUUAGAAGGAUCGCAGGUUCCUUGUGGAGGCCUGUCCUCACCCCAGCCCCCUGGAGCCUGCCACUGCCAGCUGUCGACAGGCUGCCCACGGAGAAUGUGGACGUGGAUGGAGACUGCUUGCCGGGGCCCUGGCUUUACUCAGAGGUAGGCACCGCCUCUGCUCCGUGCCGCCCUGGAGCAGGGCCUGAGGAAGAAGUGAGUCCAGGCCAGAAUGGGGGACCCCAGGGACCUUUGUCCUCAUCUGGACUCAGUUGGGGAGGUGACCAAAGAAGACUUGCUGCUCAAAUCUAAGGGCACCUGUCAGUCAUGCGGCGCGACCGGGCCGAACCUGUGGGCCUGUCUUCAGGUCUCCUGCCCCUAUGUUGGCUGCGGAGAAUCUUUCGCCGACCACAGCACCAUUCACGCCCAGGCAAAGAAGCACAACCUGACCGUGAACCUGACCACCUUCCGGGUGUGGUGCUACGCCUGUGAGAAGGAGGUGUUCCUGGAGCAGCGGCUGGCACCCCACCCCCCAGGACCCUCGCCCAAGUUCUCAGAACAGGACUCCCCACCGCCCUCCCACCCUCUGAAGGCAGUCCCGAUCGCCGUGGCUGACGAAGGGGAGUCUGAGUCCGAAGAUGAUGACCUGAAACCUCGAGGCCUCACGGGCAUGAAGAACUUGGGGAACUCCUGCUACAUGAACGCGGCCCUGCAGGCCCUGUCCAACUGCCCUCCGCUGACUCAGUUCUUCUUGGAGUGUGGCGGCCUGGUGCGCACAGAUAAGAAGCCAGCCCUGUGCAAGAGCUACCAGAAGCUGGUCUCUGAGGUCUGGCACCGGAAGCGCCCCAGCUAUGUGGUGCCCACCAGCCUGUCCCACGGGAUCAAGUUGGUCAACCCGAUGUUCCGAGGCUAUGCCCAGCAGGACACCCAGGAGUUCCUGCGCUGCCUGAUGGACCAGCUGCACGAGGAGCUCAAGGAGCCGGUGGUGGCCGCAGCCAUGGCGUUGGCAGAGGCCCGGGACUCAGACUCGAGUGACACGGAUGAGAAGCGGGAGAGUGACCGGAGCCCGUCAGAGGACGAGUUCCUGUCCUGCGACUCGAGCAGUGACCGGGGGGAGGGCGACGGGCAGAGCCGGGGUGGGGGCAGCUCGCUGGCUGAGACGGAGCUGCUGAUCCCGGACGAGGCGGGCCGCGCCAUCUCCGAGAAGGAGCGGAUGAAGGACCUCAAGUUCUCCUGGGGCCAGCAGCGCACCAGCUCCGAGCAGGUGGACGAGGAUGCUGACGUGGACACCACCAUGGCCACCCUCGGCCAGCCCGCGGAGGCUCAGCCGCCGUCACCCCGGUCCACCAGCCCCUGCCGGACGCCAGAGCCGGACAACGAGGCCCACAUGCGCAGCGCCUCUCGCCCCUGCAGCCCCGUCCACCACCACCACGAGGGCCACGCCAAGCUGGCCAGCAGCCCUCCUCGUGCCAGCCCCGGGAGGAUGGGGCCGUCGUACGUGCUCAAGAAAGCCCAGGUGCCGAGUGCCGGCAGCCGGAGGCGGAAGCAGCAGCACUACCGCAGCGUCAUCUCCGACAUCUUCGACGGCUCCAUCCUCAGCCUCGUGCAGUGCCUCACCUGUGACCGGGUGUCCUCCACAGUGGAGACUUUCCAGGACCUGUCACUGCCCAUUCCUGGCAAGGAGGACCUGGCCAAGCUCCACUCGGCCAUCUACCAGAACGUGCCGGCCAAGCCAGGCGCCUGCGGGGACAGCUCCGCUGCCCAGGGCUGGCUGGCCUUCAUCGUGGAGUACAUCCGCCGGUUCGUGGUAUCCUGUACCCCCAGCUGGUUUUGGGGGCCGGUCGUCACCCUGGAAGACUGCCUCACUGCCUUCUUCGCUGCUGAUGAGCUGAAGGGUGACAACAUGUACAGCUGUGAGCGGUGUAAGAAGCUGCGCAACGGGGUCAAGUACUGCAAGGUCCUGCAGCUGCCCGAGAUCCUGUGCAUUCACCUGAAGCGCUUUCGGCACGAGGUGAUGUACUCAUUCAAGGUCAGCAGCCACGUCUCGUUCCCUCUGGAGGGGCUCGACCUGCGCCCCUUUCUCGCCAAGGAGUGCACGUCCCAGAUCACCACGUAUGACCUGCUCUCGGUCAUCUGCCACCACGGCACGGCAGGCAGUGGCCACUACAUCGCCUACUGCCAGAACGUCAUCAACGGGCAGUGGUAUGAGUUCGAUGACCAAUAUGUCACCGAGGUCCAUGAGACGGUGGUGCAGAACGCCGAGGCCUACGUCCUCUUCUACAGGAAGAGCAGCGAGGAGGCCGUGCGCGAGCGGCAGCAGGUGGUGUCGCUGGCCGCCAUGCGGGAGCCCGGCCUGCUGCGCUUCUACGUGUCCCGGGAGUGGCUCAACAAGUUCAACACCUUCGCCGAGCCCGGGCCCAUCACCAACCACACCUUCCUCUGCGCCCACGGAGGCAUCCCGCCCAACAAAUACCACUACAUCGACGACCUGGUGGUGGAGAUCGAGGCGCUGGCCAAGCGCAGGCGGAUCGAGAUCGACACCUUCAUCAAGGUGUGUGGGGGCUGUGACCCCCGCUCGCCCGGGACGCGGGGACGAGAACCACGCGCCGUCGGCCGUGGCGCGGGGCUGUGA